UCUUAUUCAUGGUAUUGAAGUUUAAUUUAAUAAUUUAUUAGUUCAAAUUUUUUUCUUUCUGAUUUCAGGGUUGAGCAUCAUGCAACAUGGUAACUCCUCAAACUCCAACAGAAAUAAUAACAUAAUCAAUGACACCAAUAAUGGCAACACCACCAACUGCGACACCGUUCCUCAGCCGUGCAUGGUACGUGAACAGGACCAAUACAUGCCGAUAGCCAACGUGAUCCGCAUCAUGCGCCGUAUCCUUCCGGCCCAUGCCAAAAUCUCCGAUGAUGCUAAGGAAACCAUCCAGGAAUGUGUCUCGGAGUACAUCAGCUUCAUCACCGGGGAAGCAAAUGAACGUUGCCAACGUGAGCAACGCAAGACCAUCACUGCUGAGGAUGUGCUUUGGGCCAUGGGAAAAUUGGGAUUUGACGACUACGUUGAGCCUCUCACUGUUUUCUUGAGCAGGUACCGAGAGAAUGAGAAUGAGAGGACUUCAUUGCGUGGGGAACCCAUUUUGAAGCGUGGGAUAGACUAUGGACAGAUGAUGAUGGCGCCUUACGGGCCUGCUUUCCAUAUGGGACAUCACCAGGGGAUGUUCGAUGCUGCUGCUACUGCCAUGGGAGGAUACUUCAGAGAUGCUUCUGGUGCUGCUGGAUCAUCUUCACCGGCUUCUUUGACUAAGAACUUUGAUCCAUUUGGUCAGUUCAAAUGACGAGAUGAACAAAAAAGUCAGCAAAAUAUGAAUAAACAGAUACCAUGACAAACCAUCCAUUGUUUAGAAAAAUAGGGUUAAGGUAAGCAUUGGUGUGGCUUUGGGGUGAUAUUUCCUUCUUGUUUUACUUGAACAUGUAUGGAUUCAUUGGCGUGGUUAAACAGAAACAGUAGUUGAGCUGGUGCUUCUUCUUUUACUGCCCUUUUUCAGUUUUUUGUUUGUUUUACCAUCAUUUUUCUUUUUUUGUCUAGCAGUUUUAGUGGUAUUCACUUUCAGUGCAACAGAGAUUCAUUCUCAUUGCACCAGAGUCACGUUCAGGCCGAAAUGCCAAACGGUACUGGUACUUGAACAACAGUUACCAAGCUCUGGUAACUGUUUAUCAAACACACAGGUCUCCGCAAAGUUGUAAGACCAGACCAUGUAUGGGGCUGAUGCCUGCCCUGUGCCGCAAGGUCAACGAAGUUGGUGACCUGAUGAUGGAAGCCCCAGUGAGCAGCGGCCAGUCCUAAGU
Molecule: messenger RNA, 1208 nt
Organism: Durio zibethinus
Lineage: Eukaryota; Viridiplantae; Streptophyta; Magnoliopsida; Malvales; Malvaceae
Source: RefSeq, a predicted model, not a curated record